AUUCCCUUUCUUUACUGUCUAUCCCUUGUUUGGCCUGCAGGUGGCAGUCGUGAGUCAGCACACUGGUCUCCCAGCAACAACUGUAAAUAACUCGGUGUUUCUGCUUGCUAGAGAGCAUCAGAGAGUAGAGGAGAAAUGAAUGAAACACUGGUUUGACCCUUGUCGUUUAAUGAACUAGCUUUAGGGAGUGUUAAGCGCAUCCUGGAAGCAAGACCCCAAGGCUGAAUUACAGAUCAGACAGGCAGCUGAUGAUUUGCUGGCGAGCCAAUGGGGCUGUUUGACAAGUUGGCAGCAUGGCUGGGGUUGAAGAAGGAGGUGAAUGUGCUGUGUCUCGGCCUGGACAACAGUGGAAAAACCACCAUCAUCAACCAACUCAAACCCUCCAAUGCCCAGGCACAAGACAUCGUCCCAACUAUUGGCUUCAGCAUAGAGAAGUUCAAGACAUCCAGUCUUUCCUUCACAGUGUUUGACAUGUCUGGUCAAGGCAGAUACAGAAACCUUUGGGAACACUACUACAAGGAAGGCCAGGCUAUCAUAUUUGUCAUUGAUAGUGCAGACAAACUGAGGAUGGUAGUAGCCAAAGAAGAACUGGACACAUUACUAAACCAUCCUGAUAUUAAACACAGGAGGAUCCCCAUCCUGUUCUUUGCUAACAAGAUGGAUGUCAGGGACGCUCUGUCUUCUGUCAAGGUCUCACAGCUGCUCUGUUUGGACAGCAUCAAAGACAAACCCUGGCACAUCUGUGCCACUGAUGCUCUGAAAGGAGAAGGUUUACCGGAGGGAGUCGACUGGUUACAAGAUCAAAUAAAAACAUUGAGAACGUGAGGGCAUGAAGAUGGACACACCAGAAGCAGCAGCAUCCGAGGAAGUCUUUUCUAAAAGACGUGUUGACCCUGUUUUCAGAGGUACCAUGGGAUAGUAAUGUUUUUAAUGGGUUAUUUAGAUGGUUCUUGGAUGUUUUCCUUCUCUGGUACCAGUAACACCAGUAACAAUGCAUCCACUGACACGGCUGAGUCAAUGAGAAACGUCCAAAUUGGCAACUUUAGCACAUUCAUUUUGGGCAAAUCCAUCCAAACAUUAUGGGUUUAAACUGAUAAAUAAAACUGCAGUAAAAUGGUAAAAUAUGUAUUCAAUUUCUAUUGAUAUUUUCAAUUGUUCACAAUGAACUACAGCUGCUCUGCUCUUACAUAAGUUAUUGUGUUUGGUGCUGUCUUCAUUUUAGGGAGCAUAAAUAUUUGGGAUGUCUUGUAGAAAAGACAUAUUGAUGCUUGGUUUAUUUUCUAUUUUAUUUUCCAUGUAUCUGACAAACAGGACAACAUAUUUCCCAGCUGGUUAAUUCAGAACGACACCAGUGGAGUAAACUCUUUCUCUGCAUCCACUGGCUCACAAUUACCAAAAUUAUACCAAUAUUAUUACACAUAAUGGGUUCACAUGUGAGAAGGCCUGUAAGGAAUGUCCUUUAGAAAUUGUUUCCACCUGUGAAAUAUGCCAAAUGCUCCAUUUUUUUCUUAUUUUCUUAUGUCUCUCAGGGCCUCUGUAGAUACAUUAUUAUUUGUGCUUGAAGCUUCACAUCAGCAGUUCAGUUAACUAUCAUUUUUUCUUAGGCAGAAGCAAUUUUUCUGGUAUUUGUUUCAUACAUUCGAGUGCACAGCGCCUUUGUCAAACUUGCAUUUAUAGGGCCAUCUCACUGUCACAUUAAAAACAAAGAGUUACUGUAUAUUUACUUCAGCUAAUACUUCAUUAGUUGUACAUAUUGUUAAUUGUGGCUAAGUGUACAUGUGUAGUUAACUUAGCUGAUAAAAACGAUUAUUAAAUGAAUGUCAAGUUAGUUUGCUUAAAAAUCAAAACAUGUCUUUACAAAGCUAUUUUUCAACCAGUGUUUUUAUCUUUGCCUUAUUUCAUUGCUCAAAGAAAAAAAAUACAAUCAAACAAGCUGCUUCAUGUACUUAACUCUGUACUUCAGUGAUUCAAAGGCAGACAACCAAAUCAUGUGCUCAAUCUG
Molecule: messenger RNA, 2002 nt
Organism: Centropristis striata (black sea bass)
Lineage: Eukaryota; Metazoa; Chordata; Actinopteri; Perciformes; Serranidae
Gene: arl6
Product: ADP-ribosylation factor-like 6
Exons: 8
Coding region: 268-825 (185 amino acids)
Biological process (GO): protein localization to cilium; intracellular protein transport; vesicle-mediated transport
Cellular component (GO): axoneme; cytoplasm
Molecular function (GO): GTPase activity; GTP binding
Source: RefSeq, a predicted model, not a curated record